This is a messenger RNA of Penicillium macrosclerotiorum, 1635 nucleotides long. RefSeq lists its product as uncharacterized. The coding region runs from base 1 to 1635 and encodes 544 amino acids. NCBI's taxonomy places the organism in Eukaryota, Fungi, Ascomycota, Eurotiomycetes, Eurotiales, Aspergillaceae. The transcript is spliced from 4 exons. The record is from RefSeq and is a predicted model, not a curated record.
AUGGCGAGCCUCUUUGAGUUCGCGCGAGAAUCUGCCUCGGAAGUCUCAGCAGACCCGCAUCUGGGCAACCCAGUGUUUACCGAUGACUUGGCGAUUGAGAUGCGGCCCAUCGAGUGCAAUGCACAGAACAUAACUGGCAAGGUCUUUCUGAACCGUCCGGUAGACAAUCUCGUCCCGCCGCGGUUCCUCCAUAUGGCCCAUCAUACAACAACGGUCCAGAGAAAGCCUUGGAUUUUCCGAGGCGGCGCUGAAGAUGCCCGCAAAGUUAAUAUGGGCCGCUGGUCCAAGGUCGACAUUCGAUACCGAGGCGUGUUCAAGACACUGGCAAAAGUCCCGCGGUUCCAAAGAGGACUGUGGGAGGACGGCAGUGAGGACUGCCAGGACAAGCUGGAUGAAGCUAAAGACCAUACUCAGGACCAGGUGAUCUACGCGCUACUAAAUGAGCUCGGUGAGAUGAUGAAUCUGAAAAGGGAUACUGCGGCCAAAGAUAGAGUGUUCUCUCUUGGCGCCCGCCUUGUUUGUGUUCAGAUGGAGUACUGGACGGGGUAUCGAAAAAGAUACAAUGAUGGACCAAUGUCCUCCGGAUUUCUCUCUCUCGCAUGCGACCCGGACCCAUUACCGUCUAUUCCCAUUGUCCCCGUGUCCACAGUAAGAUACCCCACAACCAUCGAAGAGUCCCUCCAAUCCUCGCUCUCCGGCAAGUUCAAGCUCAUGCUCGGCCAGCUACUCCGCCAUGUGAAAUCCCUCUCCCUCUCACACCCGGGAGACAAAAUCCCCGACCAGGAGAUUUUCCUCAUCGGUCUACAUGGCUCGCGCAUGCACCUCCUGCGCGGUUUCUUCCCCGGCCAAAAGCUGUCUAGUCUGUGGUGCCAACGUGAAAUCACCAUGCCCAUCCCCACCCUCUCCGCAGAGCAGCACCUGUCUCCGUCAUCCCCGUCCCAAUCCCCGACGGUCCCAACCACAGCGCACAUUGAGCACUUCAGAGAAAGCAGCAGCAGCCCCGACAACGACGGUGCCCCGUGCUGGGGGCGGACUCGAAGCCGCCGCGGCAGUGAUCGCUUCUACACGGCCGAGAACAUUGAGCGUCUGCGCCGCCACUUCGAAGCUACUCGGUUGUCGAUGCUGGACCACGAGCCAGAUCUGCAUACAUUUCGGGUGCUAGGCACACGCGAGUAUGAUCUGUGGCGGCGCGGCGACUUUGCCCAUGCGGUCCAUAUGCUCGUCGCAUUGCAGAUGUAUCUACUCAGCGGCGAGGCGCAGUGCGGGAUUCUACAGGAGCUGUUUGCACAGCAUCCGGCGCCCGCGGAGGGUGGAGAAGCUAAGGGCGCUAAUCGUGAGGUUGGGGAGGAAGGCCGUAAGCACAGUCAGGAUGAAUUUUUGCAGGGGGAGUCUGGGGUGGGAGAUGAUGCCGGAGAGGAGGGGGGUGGGGGGAACUGCGAAGAGGGGAUGCAGACGGCGGAACCUGGCGAGAACUCAGGAUUGAGGGGCCCGAAACAUUCGAGGUGGGAUGUUUGGCAGCAGACUGGGAAUCAACAGGAGGGAGGACACAGGGACCCGGACGCGAACAAGGCCGGACAUGAUGGAGAUGGGAAGGAGACGCGGGAGAGGUUGCAUCAGGGCGACUCGGAUAUAUGA